Molecule: messenger RNA, 5333 nt
Organism: Myxocyprinus asiaticus (Chinese sucker)
Lineage: Eukaryota; Metazoa; Chordata; Actinopteri; Cypriniformes; Catostomidae
Gene: map3k14b
Exons: 15
Coding region: 396-4184 (1262 amino acids)
Biological process (GO): protein phosphorylation; positive regulation of canonical NF-kappaB signal transduction
Molecular function (GO): protein kinase activity; ATP binding
Source: RefSeq, a predicted model, not a curated record
UUACAAGGAUUGUGAGAGGAUAUCUCGCCAGUUUAUCUAAAAACACACAAGAUAGAAUAAAAAUAAGAAAAAGUCUUUAAGAUGGAAAGGUUCCUUCAGUGUUUGCCUUUUGACUUUGCCUUAAAGUGUUUGACUUUAAUUUAACCAAUCAGAGAGGCUGACACAUAUAUUCCAGAUGGCUGUUGGCUGAUGGAGUCAAGUUUCACAGUUUGACAUGUGCGUAUGUUUGAGGUCUCGCUUAUACUGGCUAAAACACUGUUAACUGUGAACCCAUAGAGCUUAAAAUAUCUUCAACCAAGUGUGUUUGACUCGAAGAAGAAAACAACAUAAUUUUAGAGAAAGCUUCCAGAUUUACAGAACUCUUUCCUGGCAUUUUCAGCCGGGAGGACAGAGGAAUGGCCAUUCCAACCAUGUCUCACUCUAGCAGGCUUCAGGAGGUCUCUACACUGGUAUAUCUGGACGAGGGUGCUUCAGCAUCGGGCACAGAGUGUAGAGACGAGGCAAGAGCUUUUGAAGAACCAGGGCAAGUGGCCACGGAAGAAGUUGGAAUAUCAUACAUCAUGGCACAGCCAAGAGGUGAGGAACGUCAAACCUUUGGCUUUACAUGUAUAGAAAACAGCAUCAUCCAGUCUUGCGCCAGCAACAGGUUCCUGUCAGAGACAAAAAGAGAGAUGAAAGCUUCUCUUAGUUCCCUCAGAAAAUGUCACAAGAAACACAGAACCGAGACUGAAGACACAAGGACAACAUGGGACACAAGUAGAGACAAAGACAGUGGACAAAAGAGCCGGAAAGACAGAGCGAGAAAGAGAAGAUCAAGAUCUGAAGCAAAUGUUAGACAAAGAAACAAUCCUUCUGUAUUAUCUAAACAGAAGAACGGCCGCUCCUCAAGAUGCUCCAAACACAGGAUCCACGGUGUCGUCAAGUUCUGCUCUACACCAGGGUGCUUAUCUUGGCCUCAACAGGUCACUCAAACUCCUGACUUCCAAAAUACUAGUGUCCAUCUCUGGGAUUGUCCUCAGGAAAUCAACGCCAGCAUUUCCCGUUUAUUCCUUCACGGGUUGGAGGUUGACUUACCCUCUACCUUUGAGUCUCAAAGCACAAUAUCCAACCAUUUGGAACCAAAAUCUGACUCUGAGUCAGCAUAUAUUUAUGCUGAAAGCAUCAAAUGCUGUGAUUCCUCUUGCUGUACCUUUCUAGCAGACUGUGAUGCCCACAAUCUCUGUUCCAAAGAUCACAUAGGCAGCAGGCGAGACCCUUUAUCUGUCUGGAACAGCUUUGAUGAAGCAGAAAGACUCAGUCGAGACUCAGAUUGUAAAGACUCAGAUAAUCUGAACGUCUCGAAUGACUAUAAAUCAAGCAGCAACACGUCUGGUUACAGUAUGGAAGCUACAGCAGGCUCCGAAUCUUCUCGUUACGGUGCCAGGUUCAAUGCUAACUGCUUUGAGUCAUUCUCAGUUGAUGACGAUUUUGACUCUACUUGUAUUUACACAGACGAGGAUCGGAGACGCGACAGAAUGGCAACGGAUUGCCAUUACAGUCUCGCCGGGGCAGAAUGGGGUUCAGCGUCCUCUGUAUUCAGCAACAGUUCUGAGAGUUCAUGCUACACCGCUGACCGCGACUCUGAGUCUUCAUACUGUUCCAUGGACAGACGAACCUACAGCUCUGAUUCGGACAGCUGUGUCUUAGAGGGUCUUCUUGGUGAGUCAUCUGUUAAAGGUUUUGAAAAGAUUUACUUUGACUCGCUCAACAAACAUUCCAAAAAUGGAUCCUGUGAUGUGUUUGUGCCAGAAUUUGAGGGUUUCUUCGACUCAUAUGAUAAACAAGAUAUCCACAGAGACACAGAUGAAGAGACAAGUUCAGAUUCAGAGUCGGUGGAUUGUCCUGAACUGGAUACAAGUGAACUGUGGGGAUUUGUGACUCAAACGGAUCGCUGCCACUUCUUAGGGUUUUUUCGUGAGAUGAUUAAGGAAGCAACACAGGAGAAAGACAAGGAGAAAAAUAAUGUAAAUGAGGGAUUUCUAUUCCACCCCAAACAGUUUCUCCAGGUUAAGUAUUCAGAAUAUCGUGAGGGUCGUGAAUACUCAUUUCUCCGCCACAUCCAGAACGGUUCGUAUGGAGAUGUCUUCAGCAUCCGAGACAAACAAACAGGAUUUACAUGUGCCGCCAAGAGGAUUCCCCUUUGUAGUUUUAGGUGGGAGGAAGUGGAAACAUGGAGCCGACUGGACUCUCCUCAUGUUCUCCAGCUGUAUGGAGCCGUGAGAGAAGGACCCAAUGUGAUUCUCUUCAUGGAUCUAAAAAGAGGUUCUUUAGCUCAGUUGUUGAGAGUGAGUGGUCCUCUCUCUGAAGAACUGGCCCUGUACUAUCAUUCUCAGGUGCUUCAGGCCCUUGAGCAUCUGCACAGCAGACGUGUCGUACACCUGGAUGUGAAAGUUGAUAACGUGUUGCUGUCUGAGGAUGGCAGACAGUGUUUCCUGUGUGAUUUUGGACUCUCUGAGACACUAAACCUGGUAGGAUACAGCACCAAAACCUUCAGAGGAAACAUUCUGCGUGGCACAGAGUCUCAUAUGCCCCCAGAGGUUGCAAGAGGAGACCUUCGUUCAGCUAAAGCUGACGUCUGGAGCAGCUGCUGUAUGUUACUGCACUUGCUCAAUGGACACCAGCCCUGGACACAAUACUACACUCAUCCUCUCUAUCUAAAGAUUGUCAGUGAGCCCCCACCUUUGUGGGAGAUUCCUUCUGACUGUGACCCCUUGACCUGUGAUGUCAUCAAAGGGGGGCUGGUAAAGGAGCCAACAGAGAGAGACUCAGCAUCCGAACUGCUGCAGAAGACUUAUAAAGCACUCAAAACAGUGCGUAAGGUCUCUAGUCCUGAAGAAUCAACCAGGCAACAUUUAGCUCCUGUCAAUGAGGACUGGCCAAAUGUCAUGUCAACUCAGAAGACCCCAGACUUCACGGACAGAACAAUAGAUCAUACCUUCCCAAAUGACCUCUCAGCACCUUCAGUCCACUGGGUGAGCACAUGGAGAGAGCGAGCAGUGAAUGAAGAUGAGUCAGACUAUAUGGCAAGAGAUUCGGCAGAGGAGGGUGAAUGGGAUGAGGAUGGAAAGAUAAACAUGUGGAAAAAGGACAAGACGAGCAGCUGGAUGGAGAGAUACUGGGUGGUGGAGGAAAAUAAUGAGGGAAAUGUUGAACAAAACUACGUAGAAGAUGAGAGAGAAACCAGCAAGCUUGAAUCAGAUGAAGAGACAGACAUUUGUGAUAAAUACAUUUCAAAAGUCAAAGAGAACUUUGAGGAAACAAAAGAAUGGACAGAUGAAACAGGUGCUGAUAAAAACAAGAGCAAUGGUGUGCUUGAUCAUCUCCCAGAAAAAAGAGUGGUGUUUGGAGAGUGUGAUGAAAAGAACAGAAGAGGUGUUUUAGAGGAAGCAGAGAGCUGUGAUGGAGAGAUCAGAAGCUUUGUGAGUGAUGGAGAGAGUUAUGAUGAAGUGGAGAGUGAUUUGGAGAGUCUUCGAGAGCUGGGCAGCGACUGGGCGCAGGAGGAAUGGGAACCGUUCCUACAGUUACAGACACUUUAUCUCCCAAAAGAAGCUCACCUGCAAAGUCAAGAAGACAGCUACUCUGAUUCUGACGAAGAGUCGGUCACACUGAAGAAGAACGGGCAACAUGAGACAAAUUUACCUGAUUCACGCAGACCCCAACCUUUAACCUGUUCCCACCACCGUGACUUUGAGCAAGACCUUGCUGAUGAGGAUUCUGAUGAUCUGAGCUCAGGGGUUUUCUCCUCCUGUAGCACUACAGACAGCCAGAGUUUCAAUGUUGAUUGGUCAGUGUCAACGGCUCAGACAUCAUCUUGCUACUUUGAGGGACUUGGGGUUGAUAUAUGGGUGGAAGAUGUAAGCGGCGAGAGUUUAAAGAUCAGAGAGAGGCCGCAAGUGAAAAUCGGACAUGUUGCCGUGGGGAUCAGUGAACAGAUAUCUAUGAGAGCCUUUAGUUUGGCCACUCUGGAUGGGCGACUCGUUUCUCCAGACACAGAGGUGUGUGAGUCAGGCAUGUGGUUGCAGUGUGUCCCCGCUCCUGACGGAAACCCCAGUUGGGACUGGAGGGUCAGAGAUGGAAAACUAGAGCUGCAAGACUAUGAUGAACAUUUGGAUACCUGUUCUACACUGCCACUCUAUCAAGAGUGACCUCCACAAACAAACUAGAGUUUUAGAUGUCCCAUUCCAUUCUAUUUGAGCCUUGCUCACUUAAUUUGUUUUGGGUUCAGUUAAAGGGAUACUCCACCCAAAAGUGAAAAUUCUCUCAUCUUUUAUUCACCCUCAUGCUAUUCCAGAUGUGUAUUACUUUCUUUCUUCUGCUGAACACCAACAAAUAUAUUUAAAAGAAUAUCUCUGCUCUGUAGGUCCAUUCAAUGCAAGUGACUUUGAAGGCCAAAAAGCACAUAAAGGCAGCAUAAAUGUAAUAUAACUCCAGUGAUUAAAUCCAUGUCUUCAGAGACGUUAUGAUAAGUUUGAGUGAGAAACAGAUCAAUAUUUAAACCCUUUUUUCCUAUAAUUUAUCCUUCCUGCCCAGUAGGUGGCGAUAUGCACAAAGAAUGCACAUCGCCAAAAACAAAAGAAGAACUCUUCUUAGGAGAAAAGAGCGCUUGGGAGGGCUUAACUGGAGAUUUAUUGACUGAAAUAUUAUUCUGCUUCUCACCCAUACAUAUCAUAUCGCUUCUGAAGACAUGGAUUUAACCACUGGAGUCGUAUGGAUUACUUUAAUGCUGUCUUUAUUUGCUUUGGGGAGCUUCAAAGUUCUGGUCACUCACAUUGAAUGGACCAACAGAGCUGAGAUAUUCUUAUAAAAAUCUUAAUUUGUGUUCAGUAGAAGAAAGAAAGUCAUACACAUCUGGGAUGGCAAGAGGCUGAGUAAAUGAUGACAUUUUCAUUUUUGGGUGAACUAUCCCUUUAACAAAUUCAGUUCAGUUGCAGCUUCAUGCAAUGUGAACUAACCUGUAAUAACUGAGUUUUAUUGAAGAGAUCAUUCACUAUUUGUGUUUUUGAGAUUUUUAAAUAAAGAUAUUUAAAAGUCUCAAACUACUAAGCGUAACCAUUAUGUAUCAGAAAUUUAUAUGAGAGAAUUAUUUUGCUGCAAAUGUACUGGUUUACAUAAAAUUGUUGUUUAUAAAGUGUUAUAGUUUUGUCUCGAAGUCAAGCGUUUUAACUUCACUGAAAAUAACAGGGUAUGUGAAAGACCAGACUGAGAUAUAAUACAUAAAAAAUUUAUUAUAGAUUUUAUUAUUUAAAAAAAUAUUUUAUUUUAAAAUAUAUAAAUGUAUCCUAAGUCUGUAAACU